Messenger RNA from Alosa sapidissima (American shad), 1981 nucleotides. RefSeq names its product collagen alpha-1(XXVI) chain (gene col26a1). Lineage: Eukaryota; Metazoa; Chordata; Actinopteri; Clupeiformes; Clupeidae. The record is from RefSeq and is a predicted model, not a curated record. Gene Ontology annotation, molecular function: protein binding. Bases 249 to 1565 code for a protein of 438 amino acids. The transcript has 14 exons.
GCAUAUGUUGCAGAACCCCAAGAAUCCACAGCCUUAUUUGCGCAUUCAAGACGAGCUAGUGGCGAGGCAAGUUAUCGACAGAGCAACAGCGGAAAGAACAUAUUACCUUUGACAAAACAUUUUCAAAUGCGUUUUACAUAGGAUCGACUUUAAAACUUAAUGCCCUUGAGGAUUUUUUGACGGCUGCAACAUAUUUAUUCAUCAACGCAUAACGCCAAACGCAGAAAACGUCACCACGAUAACGAAUUAUGACUUUAGUAACAGUUAUAUGCGCCUGUAUUUGCAUAUGUUCUGCCAAUCUCCUCGGAGUAAAUGGGACUGCUUACCAUUUCCCCAGUUUGAGGAUACGAGACAACUCCGACGUUAGCGCUGGACCACCGGUCGGGACGAAGGCGCAUCACAGGAACUGGUGUCAGUACACAGUGUCCAAGACUGUAUCAUGCCAGGUGCAGAAUGGCACAGAGACGCUUGUGCAGCGGGUGUUUCAGAGCUGCCGAUGGCCAGGUCCUUGCACCAAUCUCAUCAGCUACAGGACUCUUGUCCGGCCGACCUACCGGCUGUCACAGCGACGUGUGACAGCACUGGAGUGGCGCUGCUGCCCAGGCUUCCUUGGAGAGGACUGCAGAGAGGAGUGCCUGAACUGCACUGGCUAUGCUACCAUCAACGACAGACUGAGGCUGAUAGAGAAUAAGGUCUCGUUGCUUGGGGAGCUGGGACCCUCGUCAACACCUCCCCUCCGCCGCACACCAGAGGUGUCAUCGGGGAAUGAGGUGGGCUCUCUCCACCCCACCCUCCUCCCCCUCUACAGACCCCUGCCAGGGCCCAGGGGGGCUCCAGGUCCAGCUGGCCCCCCGGGCGUUGCUGGACCCCCAGGAGAGCUGGGACUCGCAGGGCACCCAGGCCCUAUGGGACCUCAAGGGGCUCAGGGCCCGCGUGGUUACCCAGGUGAGAGAGGCCUUCCUGGGCCACCAGGGCCUCCAGGUCCAGCCUCCACCACUCCACAGCUACGGGGUGACGUGUUCACACUCAGCACCAGAGAGCAAUAUAAGGACUCCCCACUGUCCUCCUAUCUAAAGAUCUUACCGGGCAUCCCCGGCCCUCCUGGUCCACCAGGUCGGCCAGGCCCAGCCGGGCCCUCUGGGUCGCCAGGACUUCCAGGCCUGAAUGCUGAACCAGGGGCCUCUGGGAAGCCUGGAAUGCCGGGGCAGAAGGGAGAUCGUGGUGAGAGGGGUUUUCCUGGAUUCAGUGGAAAGUCAGGUCUACCAGGUCCUUCAGGACCUAAAGGAGAACCAGGAGACCCUCAUCCAGAGGCUGAGGGGAUGCAACAGCUUAGAGAGGCUCUGAAGAUUCUGGCAGAGCGGGUUCUGAUUCUGGAACACAUGAUUGGCAUCCAUGAUGGUCUGACGGAGCUGGGCUCCGGCCUUGAUCUCCUGUCUAACCUCAUGCCAACCGCAGAGACGCUCAGGAGUAAUAGAGGCCUCGCGAACCUGCUGUACCCUCGGCCCGCAGGAGAGGAAGAAUAUCCAAUCAGAGAGGAGCGCGUCAGAAGGGGAGAGGACCGCUGAACACCCCGAGUCACAGUGGGUUUGGGAUCUGACACUGGGCACGGGGGGAUGUAUGUUGGACGAUCCCAAGACACAGACUAAGCAGUGGUCAUCCUUAACGGACUUUCGAUUCUGUGAUAAUGACUUUAUUUGGUUGUUUAUUUUUUUAAUUAUUUCUUUUUUAUAAGUGUUGCAAUGUUGUUUAGACGUGAUGAAAUAUAUCGUGUUGACAAACCCCUUGGAUUUGUCCAAAGUGCUGAGAUUUUGUCUGAGGAAUCUAAAGUGUUUUGACUGUUUACAAAGGGGGAGAUUUUUUGCGCCGAAAGAGGUACUUUCACAUUCUGUCCUGUUUACUGUUUAGAUGGAGUCAGAAGUUUCAGGUUUCUCUAUCUGAUUUUUAUUAAGUAUGCACAAAAAUAAACAGUUGUGUAUAAAGU